Molecule: messenger RNA, 945 nt
Organism: Phacochoerus africanus (Common warthog)
Lineage: Eukaryota; Metazoa; Chordata; Mammalia; Artiodactyla; Suidae
Product: olfactory receptor 51V1-like
Exons: 1
Coding region: 1-945 (314 amino acids)
Biological process (GO): G protein-coupled receptor signaling pathway
Cellular component (GO): membrane
Molecular function (GO): olfactory receptor activity; G protein-coupled receptor activity
Source: RefSeq, a predicted model, not a curated record
AUGCCUGCUAUCUCAGUCGUCAACGUCAAUAGUUCCAGAUUUAUUCUCACUGGAUUUCCUGGCCUAGAGGGUGACUACUUCUGGCUCUCCAUCCCUUUCUCCUGCAUCUACGCCGUGGUUUUCCUGGGGAACUGCCUGGUGCUGCAUGUGAUCCGGACGGAGCCCAGCCUGCACCAGCCCAUGUUCUACUUCCUGGCCAUGCUGGCCGUCACGGACCUGUGCGUGGGGCUGUCCACCGUGCACACGGUGCUGGGGGUCCUGUGGGGGCUCAGCCGGGAGGUCAGCCUGGAUGCCUGCAUCGCCCAGUCCUACUUCAUCCACGGCCUGUCCUUCGUGGAGUCCUCCGUCCUUCUCGCCAUGGCCUUUGACCGCUACGUUGCCAUUUGCAACCCACUACGCUACUCCUCCAUCCUAACUAAGGACAAAGUCAUGAAAAUUGGGGUGGCGAUCCUAUGCAGGAGUUCUUUACUCAUACCUCCAGUUAUCAUUCGCCUGAAGUUCUUAAACUACUGCCGUCCCCACGUCCUCUCUCACUCCUUCUGCCUGCACCAAGACUUAAUUCGAAUGGCCUGCUCGGACAUCCGCUUCAACAGCGCCUACGGCCUGGCCCUGGUGAUCAGCAACCUGCUGCUGGAUGCGGUGCUCAUCAUCCUCUCCUACCUCAUGAUCCUGCGGGCCGUCCUGGCUACCGCGUCACGAGAAGAGAGGAGCAGGUCCUUGCAGACCUGUGGGUCCCACCUCUGCGCCGUCCUGGCUUUCUACGUCCCCAUCAUUGGUCUGACGAUGGUGCAUCGCUUCGGGAGACACCGCUCCCCCCUGGUCCACGUCCUCAUGGGCAACGUCUACAUCCUUUUCCCGCCCUUGAUGAACCCCAUCAUCUACAGCAUCAAGACCCAGCAAAUACGGAGGAGAGUCCAGAGGCUGUUUUCCUUGAAAGGAAUGUGA